Molecule: messenger RNA, 462 nt
Organism: Dictyostelium discoideum AX4
Lineage: Eukaryota; Evosea; Eumycetozoa; Dictyosteliales; Dictyosteliaceae
Exons: 4
Coding region: 1-462 (153 amino acids)
Source: RefSeq, a predicted model, not a curated record
AUGGAAUUAGAAAAUAAUAAUAAAAUUAAACCAAAAAAACAUUUUCUUCAUCAUGAAGAAGAAUAUGUGGAUAGAAAACCAGUUUUCAAAAGUUAUAAAACCUUUUAUCCAAAUGAGAUGGAAGGAGAGACUAAAUUUAUGAAUAAUAAUCCACCACCUUUUUUAGAUGUUAUUUUGAAAAUACUUAUAUCACCUUCAGCAAUUAUUGUAAUUUUAUUUGUUGGUAGUUAUGGAGCAAGAAUACUUCACCCAUCUUCAAAAUUUGGAUCACCAUCAGUCUCUCAACUUUUAGCACUUAUUAUGGCUGCCAUCGUUGGUCCAACCAUUUUAAUAUUUAUUUUAUUCGUUGUAUAUAAACAAAUCUCACAAUUUAGAUUAUUUAAAAACUUAAACAAAUCAUUAGAGAGAAGAUCAAUCAAAUUUAAUAAUUUAAGUAAUCAUGCUGUUGAAAUAGUUUUUUAA